Molecule: messenger RNA, 3665 nt
Organism: Nicotiana tabacum (common tobacco)
Lineage: Eukaryota; Viridiplantae; Streptophyta; Magnoliopsida; Solanales; Solanaceae
Product: putative boron transporter 2
Biological process (GO): monoatomic ion homeostasis; transmembrane transport; monoatomic anion transport
Cellular component (GO): plasma membrane
Molecular function (GO): solute:inorganic anion antiporter activity
Source: RefSeq, a predicted model, not a curated record
UUUAUGCUUGCUCACCUCUCACUUUCUUCACGCCAAUCAUCCCUUCCACCUAAAGAGUUUUCUUUCGUGAGAAUUACUUCCUUCAGCUGCUCCUCUCGCUCUCUAUCUUUCUCGCAUUGCUUUAUUGUGACAUACUCCCCUUUCUUUUCUCUUCGUACUUUGUUUCUUUGACUAAUGUAAACAGCGUACAUUACUUGUCCCUUCAUUAUUGAACUGUGUUCGUGGAAAGGUCUGCUCUUUAUAAUGUAAGAGUGAAAAAGCUGCUUUCUUUGCUAAAUUGAUGCUCAUUUUCUUUCAAUUGUCCCGAAUCAUUCCCUUUCCACUUUUUCUCGUUAUGGGUCCUCGCUAAUUCUCGUAUUCUUUGAUUUUUCUUGUUUCCUUGUUAUGCCCAUUUGGUUGAACUUGUUCUAAAACACUCAGAAUCAAUUGUUAAGAAAUGGGUUCUCGCUAAAUCCUUGGUUUUUUGGUUACUGGUACGUUACUCUUUUGCUCAGAUAUACUAGUACCUUUACAGUCAAAAAAGUUCUGACUAUGUAACUGUAAUUAGGCCAUGGUCGGAUUUUGUUCUUUUAAUUAGUAAAUGACGAGAAAGAGUAUGUAUAUUUAAUUUGUGAUAAGAGUAUUUAGACUAUGGAUAUAAAUUUUGUUAGUAAGAAAUCUCAGAAGAUGGAGAAUUUCUGUUUCUUUCGUUAGUCUUGAUUCUGUAUGAGUUAUGACUUCAACCUGUUAGUCUAAUUUGCUUUUGGUCCUAUUGAAUUCAAGUUGGUGAAAUCUUUUGGCAAGUUAAGCCUCAUACUUACCUGAAAUACAUUAUUGAUUGCUAACUGAUUCUUUUGUACUUCUAAUCCCAAGACAUUCUUUGUAAAUAUGUAAACAUCAUUAAUUAGCAUCCUAUUCCAUGUGCCUCAUUGAAGGUCAAGUAUACAGUUAACAUAUACAUAUGAAUCAACACAUUUUUCCUUUUUUCCCCUAAAUAAUCUAGUCAUGAUCAAGUAAGUGUUGUUUUCUGCCCAAAAGAUUAUGCUUAUUUUCACUAUGCUAAUCUAGUUUAAGUGGUAUUGGCCUCUCGAGUCCCUUUGGUUCUGUUCUAGUUUCUCUUCUUUAAGUUGUCCGUAGAAAGGGAAACAGAACAAAGCUUUUCCCUUCAUUAGCCAACAUUUUGAGUGGUAAUGGAAGAAACCUUUGUUCCGUUCCGUGGAAUUAAGAAUGAUCUCAAAGGAAGACUGUUAUGCUACAAGCAAGACUGGACUGGUGGUCUCCGUGCAGGUAUCAGGAUCCUGGCUCCAACGACCUACAUCUUUUUCGCAUCAGCAAUUCCUGUUAUUUCUUUUGGUGAGCAACUAGAAAGAAGCACCGAUGGAAGUAUAACUGCAGUGCAGACUCUUGCUUCAACUGCAAUUUGUGGUGUGAUCCAUUCCAUUUUCGGUGGACAGCCACUCCUUAUACUAGGAGUAGCUGAGCCAACUGUACUUAUGUACACUUUUAUGUUCAACUUUGCAAAAGAUCGAAAGGACUUGGGUCCGAAGCUGUUUCUAGCCUGGACAGCAUGGGUGUGUGUUUGGACCGCUUUUCUGCUCAUCUUGCUGGCAAUUUUGGGUGCAUGCUCUAUAAUAAACAGAUUUACACGUCUUGCUGGUGAAUUAUUUGGUCUACUAAUUGCUAUGCUCUUUAUGCAACAGGCUAUUAAGGGACUAGUAGAGGAGUUUGGCAUACCAGAAAGAGAAAACCCUCAUCAGGUUGCGUUCCUACCUUCUUGGCGCUUUGCAAAUGUGAUGUUUGCAUUAGUUCUAUCCUUCGGCCUUCUGUUCACUGCAUUGAGGAGCCGUAAAGCUAGAUCCUGGCGCUAUGGGACAGGCUGGCUUCGAGGAUUUAUUGCUGACUAUGGUGUCCCACUAAUGGUGCUUGUUUGGACGGGUGUUUCGUAUAUACCAGCCAAUGAUGUUCCACAAGGGAUUCCACGGCGCCUUUUCAGCCCCAAUCCAUGGUCGCCCGGUGCUUACUUGAAUUGGACAGUUAUAAAGGAAAUGUUGCAUGUUCCUCCACUGUAUAUUUUUGGAGCUUUUAUUCCAGCCACAAUGAUUGCUGUUCUGUACUACUUUGAUCACAGUGUUGCAUCUCAACUUGCGCAACAAAAAGAGUUCAAUCUAAAGAAACCUUCCUCGUAUCAUUAUGAUCUCCUUCUUUUGGGCUUCUUGGUCAUACUAUGUGGUCUUAUUGGGAUUCCUCCUUCCAAUGGAGUCAUUCCACAAUCUCCCAUGCAUACGAAAAGCUUAGCCACAUUGAAACAUCAGCUUUUACGGAAUAAACUUGUAUCAACAGCAAGAAAAAGCAUGAGUAAAAAUGCAAAUCUUGGCCAAUUGUACCGGAGCAUGCAGGAGGCUUACAAUGAUAUGCAGACUCCCCUUGUCUAUCAAACUCCAUCGGGACUGGGGCUCAAAGAGCUAAAGGAGUCAACAAUUCAGCAGUCAUCGAGUAUGGGCUACAUUAGUGCACCAGUUGAUGAGACAGUCUUUGAUGUCAAUAAGGAUGUUGAUGAUCUUUUACCAGUAGAAGUCAAAGAACAACGCCUAAGCAAUCUCCUUCAGGCAUUAAUGGUUGGUGCUUGCGUUGCUGCUAUGCCUAUCUUGAAAAAGAUUCCUACUUCAGUUCUCUGGGGAUACUUUGCUUUCAUGGCAAUUGAGAGCUUGCCAGGAAAUCAGUUUUGGGAGAGGAUAUUACUGCUUUUAACUGCACCAAGCCGAAGAUACAAGGUCUUGGAAGACAGUCAUGCGACAUUUUUGGAGAUAGUGCCUUUCAAGACAAUUGCCGGUUUCACCUUGUUUCAGACAUUUCAUUUGCUCCUGUGUUUCGGCAUAACAUGGAUACCAGUAGCAGGUGUCCUUUUCCCAAUGUUGAUCAUGCUUCUUGUCCCUGUUCGCCAGUAUCUGCUGCCCAAGUUUUUCAAAGGAGCACAUCUACAAGAUCUGGAUGCUGCAGAAUAUGAAGAAGCCUCAGCUGUAACUUACAAUAUGUCCUUUGAAGAUCGAGGUGUUCAGGCAAGACCAACCCGCAUUGAUAGCGGUGAAAUUCUUGACGAAAUGGUCACAAGAAGCCGUGGGGAAAUCCGACAUUCGUGCAGCCCAAAAGUAACUAGUUCAACCCCAACUCCUCUUCAAGAGAUAAAGCCUGUGCAUAGCCCACAGUUAAUGCAAAGGGCUUACAGUCCAAGAUCAAAUGAGGUAAGAGCAGAAAGGAGCCCUGCACUGAGUGGAAAGGGACUCGAAAUAAAGCAAACUCCAAGCCCUGGGCCAUCUAACCUUGGUAAAAGCAGUCAAGGUUCAUCUUCUACCCAGUAUCAAAUGCAAGUUAAUGAGUUUAUUUAGUAUACACCAGUUCUCGAGAGGACUUUCUGGAGUCGUUCAUUUGUGUUUGAGAGGUUAUCAAAUGUUUGUGCUUUACUAUAACCUUAUUUUAGGAAUCUCUAUAUGUGUUUUACUGGUUGCAACGAUGUAUAGGAGAGUACUGUUUUAUUGGUCUUACUCUUAUAAGCAAUUAUAAUCUAUGGGCAGAAGACAAACCAUUAUACAUGAGAAAAGAAAGAGAAAACUGUGUGAAAAUUUGCGUUUCUUUGUUGUAUUAUCAAGAGUUUUAUGGAAAAAAGGAAGAACUUCUGAACGUCUGCCCCA